This is a messenger RNA of Kalmanozyma brasiliensis GHG001, 3138 nucleotides long. Its product is annotated as SNF2-related. Gene Ontology annotation, molecular function: ATP binding; metal ion binding; ATP-dependent chromatin remodeler activity. The coding region runs from base 1 to 3138 and encodes 1045 amino acids. Lineage: Eukaryota; Fungi; Basidiomycota; Ustilaginomycetes; Ustilaginales. The transcript has a single exon. The record is from RefSeq and is a predicted model, not a curated record.
AUGCCGCCCCGUCGCUCCUCUCGCCAAUCGGCUACCGCUUCGAAGAAGCAGGAACCCAUCGUCAUCUCCUCCUCCGACGAUGAGAAGGUCGUCAUUGCUCAGCUCGAAUCGCCCGUCCGCCGACGUCGAGCUGGAACCGCGAGCUCGCUCGCUGCCUCUGCUCUGAGCACGCCGGCCACCGCCCGAUCCUCGCGCACCAACUCGACCUUCGCCUCUGGCAGUCACACCCCCGAGACCUCUGUCGAAGGCGACGACGACCAUGAGGACGACGUCAAGGACAUCGAGAUUGCCCAGAUCGAGCCUCGUCCCCGCAGCACUCGCCCCAGCCGAUCCGCGUCCAUCAAGACACAAGUCAAAGCAGAAGCCUCAGCCGCUUCAUCGAGCGACUCGCGAAAGCGCAAAGCAUCUUCCACAAUCGCCGCCGCUCCGGCAAAGAACUCGAAGACCGAAGAGGACGUCAAGCCACUGGCUCGUCGCCCCUCGGCUCGCAGCCAGCCCUCGAGCAUCUCCACCGUCAAGCGCUGGACCAAAGAAGACGAUGAGGCUCUCGAUGCUAUGCUGGACCGAGAGCUCGGCCCGGAGAAUCCCGCAGCCGCAGCAGUCAAGGCAGAGGUUGACAGUCAGCUCGGAGGCAAGGGCUCCGCCAAAGGCAAGGGCAAAGCCACCGCCAAGAUCGAAGACGACGAGAGCGAUGUUGCUCUCAGUGACAUUGACCUUACUCCUCGUUCGCGUCGACAGCCUCGCCGCAGCACGGCGUCCUCCGGCACCAAGGCGCUGAAAUUGUACAAAGACGAGUCUGACGACGACAACGUCUCUCUGGACGAGGACAAGUACGAGGAGGAUGACGCUUCUUUCGACGACAUCAGCAGCGACGAAGAGCCCCUUGCGAAGAAGAAGAAGUGGUCCGCCGCGUCGCGAGACAACGCCGUCGCUGAAGCUGGUCCUAGUACGUUUGCCUCGCUUCAGGACAUCAAGUUCGACUCCGACGACGACGACGCCACCGACGAAGACGAUGAUUUCGAGCCGCCCGCCGCCGGCGCCGCGGGCAACAACUUCUAUGCCGAGGACAUCCAGUACGAGACCGCAAAGCAGCGCCAGGCUCGAAUCCGAAGCGAGAAGCGUCUCGCACGUCUGAAGAAGAAGGAUGCUCGCACCCAGUACGACAAGAACUUCACAGCGCUCACCAAACACCAUCCUCAGCUCAAGUCGGUCUGGGAAGACCUGCAGAGGACCGUCGCCGUCAUCAAGCCCGAGGAGGCCGAACAGCCUACUGGCCUCAACAUCCGACUUUUGCCUUUCCAACGCGAGGGUCUGUUCUGGAUGACUCGCCAGGAGCAGGGCACUUGGAAAGGAGGCAUGCUCGCCGACGAGAUGGGUAUGGGCAAGACCAUCCAGAUGAUCAGCCUCAUGCUCUCUGACCGCAAGAAGCCUUGUCUUGUUGUCGCCCCUACCGUCGCCAUCAUGCAGUGGCGCAACGAGAUUGAGCAGUACACCGAGCCCAAGCUCAAGGUCCUCAUGUGGCACGGGGCCAACCGGACUCAAAACCUCAAGGAACUUCAGGCAGCUGACGUCGUGCUCACCAGUUACGCCGUGCUGGAAAGCAGCUUCCGCAAGCAGGAGUCGGGCUUCCGCCGCAAGAACGAGCUCCUCAAGGAAAAGUCGGCCCUCCACGCCGUGCAUUGGCGUCGCAUUAUCCUCGAUGAGGCUCACAACAUCAAAGAGCGCUCGACCAACACCGCCAAGGGUGCCUUCGCUCUGCAGGGCGACUUCCGAUGGUGUCUCAGUGGCACGCCUCUGCAGAAUCGUGUCGGUGAAUUGUAUUCGAUGAUCCGCUUCCUGGGUGGUGACCCCUUCGCCUACUACUUCUGCAAGAAGUGCCCUUGCAAGUCGCUGCACUGGUCCUUCAGCGACAAGCGCAACUGCGACUCCUGCGGUCACACGCCCAUGCACCACACGUGCUACUGGAACAACGAGAUUCUCAAGCCGAUCCAGCGAAGCGGUGCUCAGCACGGCGAAGGUCGCGAUGCUUUCCGUCGUCUGCGCAUCUUGCUCGAGCGCAUGAUGCUGCGACGAACCAAGCUAGAGCGUGCCGACGACAUGGGUCUGCCGCCGCGUACCAUCGAGGUGCGUCGCGAUCUGUUCAACGAAGAGGAGGAAGACCUGUACACGUCGCUCUACACGGACACGACUCGAAAGUUCAGCACCUACCUCGAUCAGGGCACGGUGCUGAACAACUACUCGAACAUCUUCACGCUGCUGACUCGAAUGAGGCAACUCGCCAACCACCCCGAUCUCGUCCUGCGAUCUAAGACGGGUCUCGCCUCCAAGCUGCUUGGCGAGGACCAGAGCGAGAUCCACGUCUGCCGUAUCUGCACCGACGAAGCCGAGGACGCUAUCAUGUCUCGCUGCAAGCACAUCUUCUGCCGCGAGUGCGUCCGUCAGUACCUCGACUCGGAGAUCGUGCCGGGCAUGGUUCCCGACUGCCCCUAUUGCCACGCCACUCUUUCGAUCGACCUGGAGGCUGAGGCGCUGGAACCUCCUCAGGGCUCGAUUCGCAUGAACGACUCUGGACGCCAAGGCAUCCUGUCGCGACUCGAUAUGGACAAGUGGCGAUCGAGCACCAAGAUCGAGGCGCUGGUUGAAGAGCUGACGCAGCUGCGCAGCGAGGACAAGACGAUCAAGUCGCUGGUCUUCUCGCAGUUUGUCAACUUCCUCGACCUGAUCGCCUUCCGUCUGCAGCGCGCCGGCUUCCAGAUUUGCCGACUGGAGGGCAACAUGUCACCCGAAGCUCGUAACCGCACCAUCAAGCAUUUCAUGGAGAACCCGGGUGUGACGGUGUUCCUGGUGUCGCUCAAGGCAGGAGGUGUCGCGCUCAACCUGACGGAAGCCUCGCGAGUGUACCUGAUGGACCCCUGGUGGAACCCUUCGGUCGAGGUGCAGGCGAUGGAUCGUAUCCACCGUUUGGGUCAGCACCGUCCGAUCAUUGUCAAGCGCAUGGUGAUCGAGAACAGCAUCGAAUCGCGUAUCAUCGAGCUGCAGAAUAAGAAGAGCGCCAUGAUCGAGGCUGCCAUUGGCAAGGAUGACGGUGCCAUGGGCCGACUCAGCGUCUCUGAUCUGCGUUUCCUGUUCACGCUCUAA